AUGACUUCCUCACCAACCCUUCAAGACCAAGAAUUUCCCGACAAUUCAAUUGUCAAUGGUUCUUGUGGUUCAAUUGUAUCCCAAUCUUUUGAUUUAGGUGGUGGAGGUUAUAAUAAACAUAUUUAUAAUGAGUUUGAUUCGAUAUUAUCAAUUUCUAUUCAACAACAAAAACAAAGAGAAGAUUUGGUUGACAGUCCAGGAUCAUGUUUUGAAAGCAUAUUACCAGAUCAUUUAACCCAAGACAAUAAUAAUAAUUUGAUUAUUAAUGAAAGUGUGCUUGAGAGAGAACUUGAAACUUUGAGAAAGACAAAUGAGAUAUUUGAAAAUAUUAAUGAUAAUAUGGAUCAAUCAAGUGAAAAUUUACAACAAUUUUCAAGUACUGUUGAACAAUCUGAUCGAUUAUUGGAUAUAUGGAUAAAUAUAUUAUCACAAAGUAUACGCACGCAAAAUUUACUUUCUGAUCCUUUAUGGCAAGGUCUCACGGCGGAAAAAGAUCGUAUAUUAGAGGAUCAAGCGAAAGAAAAAGAAAAACAGGAACAAUUGGAAAGAUUUCAACAGGAACAAUUAGAAAGAGAACAAUUAGAACGUAAAAGAAUAGAACCUGAAGAAGUGACAAAGACGAAACAAUCUAAAUUAUAUCAAGCGUCUACUUUAAGAAUUAAUCCAACCACGGCACGAGGAAGGAAAAAUCGAGUACGUGUCGUGCGCGCAGGCGAGAACGACGAUUUAGAAGAGUAG
Diversispora eburnea is the source of this 738-nucleotide messenger RNA. The record is from the annotation of a GenBank genome assembly. Lineage: Eukaryota; Fungi; Glomeromycota; Glomeromycetes; Diversisporales; Diversisporaceae.